Molecule: messenger RNA, 3278 nt
Organism: Sciurus carolinensis (gray squirrel)
Lineage: Eukaryota; Metazoa; Chordata; Mammalia; Rodentia; Sciuridae
Gene: Slc26a8
Product: solute carrier family 26 member 8
Exons: 21
Coding region: 76-3012 (978 amino acids)
Biological process (GO): transmembrane transport
Cellular component (GO): membrane
Molecular function (GO): oxalate transmembrane transporter activity; chloride transmembrane transporter activity; sulfate transmembrane transporter activity
Source: RefSeq, a predicted model, not a curated record
UGGCUUGAUUGUCACCUUGAUUAAUUACCUAUUCCCAGCCACUAGACAGAGUUACUGAAGGAUACUAAAGGAAUAAUGCAACCAGAAAGGAGCAGCCAGAUUUACAGCUAUAAAUACUCUCAAAAUUCCUUUUUGUAUGAUGUUAAGCGAGAAAUAUACAAUGAGGAGAAUUUUCAACAGGAACACAGGAGGAGGGCCUCUUCCUCUGGAACCAUGGACAUCAAUAUCACCACCUUCAGACAUCACGUCCAAUGCCGCUGCUCCUGGCACAGGUUCCUAAGAUGCAUGUAUAUCAUCUUUCCCUUCCUUGAAUGGACAUAUUCGUAUCGAUUCAAGGACUGGCUGCUUGGAGACUUACUUGCUGGUUUAAGUGUGGGCAUUGUGCAAAUUCCCCAAGGUCUGACACUUUCUUUGAUGAUAAGACAACUGAUUCCUCCUCUCAAUGUCGCUUACACAAGUUUCUGUUCUUCUGUAAUUUAUGUAAUUUUUGGAUCAUGUCAUCAAAUGUCCAUUGGUCCCUUCUUCCUUGUGAGUGCUCUGAUGAUCAACGUCCUGAAGGAGAGACCAUUCAACUAUGGUCACCUAGUCAUGGGAACUUUUCUGAAGGAUGACUUCACUUCCCCCUACUUCUAUACCGACUAUAACAGAUCCUUAAGUGUGGUGCAAACUACAACUUUUCUGACUGGGAUUUUUCAGCUAUCAAUGGGCAUGUUUGGUGUGGGCUUUCUGGCCACUUACCUUCCGGAGGCUAUGAUCGGUGCUUACCUGGCUGCUGUCGCUCUGCACAUCAUGCUGUCCGAGCUGACUUGUGUCUUAGGGAUUGUAAUUAGCUUCCACGCUGGUCCCAUCUCCUUCUUCUAUAACAUAGUGAACUACUGUAUAGGUCUUCCCAAAGCUAAUUCCACCAGCAUUCUACUGUUUCUAACUACUGUUGUUGCUCUGAGAAUCAACAAAUGUAUCAAAUUUUCUUUCAAUCAAUAUCCUAUCAACUGUCCAGUGGAAUUAUUUCUGAUUCUUGGCUUCACUGUAUUUGCUCACAAGAUAAACCUGGUCACAGAAAACAGCGCUACCUUCAUUGACAUGAUUCCAUAUAGCUUCCUGUUUCCUUCAGUACCAGUAUUGGACCACUUUCUCCCUAGAGUUCUUUUACCAGCUGCAUCCUUAUCUUUUGUGAGCUCCUUUAUGCUCAUAUUUCUGGGCAAGAAGAUUGCCAGCCUCCACAACUACAGAAUCAAUUCCAAUCAGGAUUUAAUAGCCAUUGGCCUUUGCAAUGUUGUCAGUUCAUUUUUCAAAUCUUGUGUGUAUACUGCUGCUUUUGCCAGGACUAUUAUCCAAGAUAAAACUGGAGGAAGACAACAGUUUGCAUCUCUGGUAGGCGCAGGUGUGAUGCUGCUCCUGAUGGUGAAGGUUGGACAAUUUUUCUACGACCUGCCUAAUGCUGUGCUGGCUGGUGUUAUUCUGAGCAACGUGAUGCCUUACCUUGAAACCAUUUACAACCUACCCACUCUGUGGAGGCAGAACCAACAUGACUUUGUUCUUUGGAUCUUGACAUUCUUAUCUGCAAUUUUCCUGGGAUUAGACAUUGGACUACUUGUUUCACUAGUUUGUGCUUUCUUCAUCUUCACUGUCCGUUCACACAGAACUAAGAUUCUCACCCUGGGUCAGAUCCCUAACACCAACAUUUACAGAAGCAUCAAUGACUAUCGGGAGGUUACAAGUAUCCCUGGGGUGAAAAUCUUCCAGUGCUGCAACUCCAUUACCUUUGUAAAUGUGUACCACCUCAAAGACAAGCUGUUAAAGGAGGUCGGUAUGGUAAGGGUGCCUCUUAAAGAAGAAGAGAUUUUCAGGCUGUUUAAUCAAAAUGAAUCCCACCUACAUGACAAGCUAUGUAGGUGUACCUGCAACUGUGAUGAACUGGAGACACCACCCAGGAUUAUCUACACAGAACGCUUUGAAAAUAAACAGAACCUUGAUUCAUCCUCCAUUAACCUGGUCCGAUGUUCACAUUUGGAUAGCAUAAACAUGAGCCAGAGUUUAUCUGAUGACCAAGUGCCAAACACAGGAUCUUCCACAUCUCAGAGAAAUCAAGAACAAAACUAUGAGGAUGUGGAGAAAGUCCGGCUUGCUAACCACCCCUCAAGAAACAGCUUGCUUCCACUGCCUGAAGCUACUGAAAGUCAGGAGUUAUCAACCAUCCCUUACUCGGACAGGUCUUAUCAACCCAGCAUCCACACCAUCAUCCUGGAUUUCUCCAUGGUGCAUUAUGUUGAUUUUCAAGCUUUGGUGGUAUUAAGACAGAUGUGCAAUGCUUUCCAAAACGCCAACAUUCUAGUGCUCAUGGCAGGGUGUCACCCCUCUGUGGUCAGGAUGUUUGAAAAGAAUGACUUCUUUGAUGCUGGCAUCACCAAGGCCCAGCUAUUCCUCAGCCUCCAUGAUGCCGUGCUGUUUGCCUCAUCAAGGAAGUUUACAGAGCUCUCUGAGUUAAGCGAUGAUGAAUCUGAGACAGUGAUACAGGAAACCUACUCAGACGUGAACAAGAAUGACAUUCCAAGAUUUAAAAUGGGUAGUAAUUUUCCAGAAAGCAAAAAAAAUCCAAGUCCAAGCUUCGCCAAGGCCCAGCAGACAGUAGAAGAGGAGUCGGAGUUUGAUUUGGAAAUGGAACCCAUGCUGGAGUCAGAACAAGAUGUGAGACUGGAUUCUUACCUAGAUCAGGAGCUGGAAAAUGAGUCAGAGCUGGAGCCUCGAUCUGAUCUGGAGCCCGACACAGAGCCCCAGUCUGAGCUGGAGCUGGAACCUGAGACUGAGGUGGAGCCGGAGACGGAUCCGGAGCCCAAGACCCCACCAGAGGCUUACACUUACCCCCGGCGGCACCACUGGCAGCCUCACUCUGGAGUUCCCCAAACCCAGUCUCAGACUCGGCCUCAGACACCAUCAAUGGAGAGGAGAGGGCAACAUAUGAAUUACUCAACCAAUGAGUAUAAUGAUCACUCCUGGGAGGCGAACUGGGAAUAAGGGGUCAGAAAACCUGGGCAAAUUCUUCCCACCCAAAAGGGGCCGCUUGGUCAGGAAACCUAGACUGGGUACAUGCUAGCAAUACUUUGCUUUGUGACUCCUCCGCCUGCUGCCUCCCUACUGGGCACUGGAAUCACACUCCCUGGCCCCAUUACCACAUGCCCACGAUGUCUCUACAUUCCCUGUCUCCUCAUUUCCGCUUCAGCAGAUAUUCCAGUGAAGGGUUUCCUUCUUCAAGCACCCUACAUCUCUAGGCUUCAUGCCAG